AUUGUUGUUCCUUCUUUCCUUCUUUCUUUUUAUUUUUAUUUUGUAGAAAAAAAAAAGUAAAAAUUAAAAUAAAUAAAUUCUCACUUGCUUUUUAUUGUUCCACUUUAUUAUAUUUCUAUUACUUUACUUUGUUCUCAGUUCUUUCUUCUUUGCCUAUCUGGGUUUGUUCUGAAGUUUCUCACUCUCUCAGACACUUCAACAAUGGCAGACAUAAGCCACCCUCCCAUGGAACAGCUUCAAGACCUUGAGUACUGCAUAGACUCCAACCCUCCUUGGGGAAAUCGAAAUGGAACUCAACUUGGAUGUAUGAUCAUGCCAUGCACAAUUGCACAUCACUCGUGCUUUUUGUCAUGGCCACCUCAAAUCCCUUUGCAUGUGGAGGGUUUAGUCUUCGCGAAGGGAAAAUAUAUUAUUAUUAGAAAGAAAGAAAGAAAAAAAAUUUAAUAUAUAGAACACAUCGUGCCUUUGUAAUGGAAGAGUUUAUCUAACUCAAAUUACUAAACAAUGUUGGGAAAUCAGUUUAUUUCCUUCUACAGUUUGAUUAAAAUUGCCUAGUUUGUGUUGUAAUCAGUGCAUCGUCCUGGAAAGCAGUGUUUUGUUAUUACAUGUCAUUGUAUGCUGCUGAAAAAUCCAAUAUGUCUAAGCCGCCUAGGCAAAAAGCUUUAUAUUAUAGGAUGAUAUGUUGUCUCUGAUCAACUUAUUAUUGUUUGUUUGCUUGAAUUUUCCAUUUUUGUUGCAGCUGAAACCAUCCUUUUGGCAUUUCAAAACUACAUCAUGAUGUUGGGCACAAGUGUUAUGAUUCCAUCAAUGUUGGUGCCUGCAAUGGGUGGAAGCGAUGGUGACAAGGCACGUGUAAUACAGACUCUCCUCUUUGUGGCUGGGCUUAACACACUUCUCCAAGCGCUUUUUGGAACCAGAUUGCCAGCAGUUGUUGGAGGUUCCUUCGCCUAUGUCAUUCCAAUAGCUUACAUUGUAGGCGACUCCUCGUUGCAACGAAUUGAUGAUCCACAAGAAAGAUUUAUUCAAACAAUGCGAGCUAUUCAAGGAGCUCUAAUUGUAGCUUCAAGUAUUCAAAUUAUCAUGGGCUACAGUCAAGUUUGGGGCCUCUUUUCACGAUUUUUCAGUCCUCUUGGUAUGGCACCUGUAGUUGGAUUGGUCGGUUUGGGAUUGUUUCAACGUGGAUUUCCUGCUUUAGGAAACUGUGUGGAAAUUGGACUUCCUAUGCUGCUGUUGGUCAUUGGAUUAUCACAAUAUUUAAAGCAUGUGAGACCAUUUAGAGAUGUCCCAGUCUUCGAACGAUUUCCGGUAUUGAUCUGUAUUACAAUUGUCUGGAUAUAUGCCCUUAUAUUGACUGCUAGUGGGGCCUACAGAGGAAAGUCCAAUAGAACUCAAGUCAGCUGUAGAACUGACAGGGCAAAUCUCAUAUCUACCGCCCCAUGGUUUAAGUUCCCAUAUCCUCUGCAGUGGGGCCCUCCUACAUUUUCAGCAGGUCAUUCAUUUGCAAUGAUGUCAGCAGUUCUUGUUUCCAUGGUUGAGUCAACGGGUGCAUACAAGGCAGCAUCUAGGCUGGCCAUUGCAACUCCUCCUCCAGCUUACGUUUUGAGUCGGGGUAUUGGCUGGCAGGGAAUUGGUGUCCUGCUCGAUGGUCUUUUUGGAACAUGCUCCGGUUCUACUGUAUCUGUGGAAAACGUAGGACUUCUUGGACUAACCCGAGUUGGGAGCCGCAGAGUUGUUCAAAUUUCUGCUGGCUUCAUGAUCUUCUUUUCUACUUUAGGUAAAUUUGGAGCUGUCUUUGCAUCCAUACCCUUCCCUAUAUACUCUGCUCUGUAUUGUAUCCUCUUUGGCCUAGUUGCUUCAGUUGGAUUAUCAUUUCUUCAAUUCACAAACAUGAACUCUAUGAGAAACCUCAUCAUCACCGGGCUUUCACUGUUCCUCGGCAUAUCUAUCCCACAAUUCUUCAAUGAAUACUGGACUGCCUCACAUCAUGGUCUGGUUCAUACAAAUGCUGGAUGGUUCAAUGCAUUCUUGAAUACCAUAUUCUCAUCUCCCCCAACUGUUGGUCUAAUGGUAGCAGUGUUCCUUGAUAACACAUUAGAAGUGGAGAAGUCCAAGAAAGAUAGAGGAAUGCCAUGGUGGGUCAAGUUCAGAACAUUCAGAGGAGACAAUAGAAAUGAAGAGUUUUACACUCUUCCAUUUAAUCUCAACAGAUUUUUUCCACCCACUUAGCCAAGCUCAAGACUCAAGACUGAAGACUCAAGACUCAAGAAAGAGAAACCUCCUUCUUCUAACAUCUUUGGAAAGAAAGAAAAGAAAAAUUGCCAAUAUUCAUCCUUUGUCUAGCUUAUUUUUUUGGUGGACCUCAUUAUAGUCUAAUUGGUCCAAAAUUAGGAUUGUAGAGAGAGCAUUUUAUCCAUUCCAAUGUUUUUGUAGAUGCAAAUAAUUAAUAAAACUUGAGAAUUUAAUUCUCUUUUUCU
Molecule: messenger RNA, 2474 nt
Organism: Cannabis sativa
Lineage: Eukaryota; Viridiplantae; Streptophyta; Magnoliopsida; Rosales; Cannabaceae
Product: nucleobase-ascorbate transporter 1
Exons: 14
Coding region: 775-2226 (483 amino acids)
Biological process (GO): transmembrane transport
Cellular component (GO): membrane
Molecular function (GO): transmembrane transporter activity
Source: RefSeq, a predicted model, not a curated record